UGUUAAAGGGACCGUCUCCACCCUGGCCCAUUCGCCCGCGGGGACUGGUGACGCAUUCUGCCACCUCCCUAUCCCGUCGGGUGCUCAGCCAUGGCCAGACCUCCCGCGCCCGGUUCGGUGAUUGUCCCAGACUGGCAUGAGAGCGCUGAGGGCAAGGAGUACCUGGCCUGCAUCCUGCGCAAAAACCGCCGGCGGGUAUUCGGGCUGCUUGAGCGCCCAGUACUGCCCCCGUCUGUGGUCAUUGACACUGCCAGCUACAAGAUCUUCGUGUCUGGGAAGAGUGGUGUGGGCAAGACGGCACUGGUGGCCAAGCUGGCUGGCCUGGAGGUGCCCGUGGUGCACCAUGAGACCACCGGUAUCCAGACCACUGUGGUAUUUUGGCCGGCCAAGCUGCAGGCCAGCGACCGUGUUGUCAUGUUCCGCUUUGAGUUCUGGGACUGCGGGGAGUCUGCACUCAAGAAGUUUGAUCAUAUGCUGCCGGCUUGCAAGGAGAACGCAGACGCCUUCCUCUUCCUUUUCUCCUUCACUGACCGUGCCUCCUUUGAAGACCUCCCUGGACAGCUGGCCCGUGUUGCAGGCGAGGCCCCUAGUGUUGUCAAGAUGGUCAUUGGCUCCAAAUUUGACCAGUACAUGCACACAGAUGUGCCUGAGCGUGAUCUCACAGCCUUCCGACAGGCCUGGGAGCUGCCCCUGCUGCGGGUGAAGAGUGUGCCAGGGCGGCGGCUGGCUGACGGGCGCAUGCUGGAUGGGCGGGCUGGGCUGGCUGACAUUGCCCACGUGCUCAAUGGCCUCGCUGAGCAUCUGUGGUACCAGGACCAGGUGGCCGCUGGCCUGCUUCCCAGUCCCCAAGAGAACGCCCCCGGCUGAGUAGUGUUGGCAUCAGGAGUGGGUCCCAACCCUUGGGUGACCCAGGACAGAGGGCAGUACCAAGGGCCUAAGUCUGGGCAGAAAUAUUGAUCCCAUCCUAAGGACAGGCCAGAGAGACCCAGUCAGGGAGGACAAGGCCUGAGAAAGCCCCUGCCCAGCAAUGCUUCCCUUACAGAAUCCGUGGCAGUGAGGUGGAGGCACACGGCUAACACUCCCUCAGCCUCCCACUGCCCUUUCCCUUUCAGCAGCACCCAUGGAGUGUGACUGGGCAGAGAGGGCACCUCAGCAGGGCCCUGGACCUCAAACAAGUUCAGUCAAGAAGUUCUAGUUGAGGUAACACCAUCUGCUGUAACAGAUAAACCCUGAAAUCUCAGUGGCUUAACUCCA
Messenger RNA from Galeopterus variegatus (Sunda flying lemur), 1254 nucleotides. RefSeq names its product REM2 and RAB-like small GTPase 1 (gene CPLANE2). Lineage: Eukaryota; Metazoa; Chordata; Mammalia; Dermoptera; Cynocephalidae. The transcript is spliced from 6 exons. The coding region runs from base 91 to 867 and encodes 258 amino acids. The record is from RefSeq and is a predicted model, not a curated record. Gene Ontology annotation, molecular function: GTPase activity; GTP binding.